AUGAAUUUGUAGGGAUAUUGUGUGAGGACUGUUACUGUGUUUUGUGCAUUGGUCCUUAUUCAGCAGCUGAACAGGCGCAGCAUUCAUAGAGAGAGAGAGAGUGAGUACUGGGUGGGUGGGAGAGAGACAUUCCUGGGAAUGAUGUCAAGGAUCCUGCGGAAGGGAAUUCACUUCCCUGGAAGUACGUGCUUGAGGAAAAGUUGAGCACUUUUGGACACGGCCGGGAGUGAGGUCAGAGAGAAGGGGGACGGACAUGAUUUGCAAGUGACAAGGAGGGAGCACCUUGUGACAGGGCAGUGCUGACAGCUGGGCUAAGGUGCAAGACUUAAUCCCCAGAUUCACACUCCAAACACUGGAGGAGAGGGGGUGUGAGACACAGAGAGAAAAGACAGGAGCGGCCUGAAAGCAGCCGAUUUGGAGAUCACAGGACCUACUGGGGAAGUGCAGUCGGUGUGAAGCUCUGCUCUCCACCUCCUCCUCCUCCUCCAACAGCCUUGGAUCUCUGCUAGAGAACAGGAGCUGUGCCCCCUCCCCUCUUCAAGAGUUGUCCCUGUUCCUCCAAACAUGCUGGGCUGAUAUAGGGAUGGCAUCGGCUGUGUUUGAAGGGACCUCUUUGGUCAACAUGUUCGUGAAGGAUUGCUGGGUGAACGGAGUGAGGAAACUCAUCGUCAAUCGGAGAGAAGAGGACUUUUUCGAGAUCAGGACGGAGUGGUCAGACCGGAACGUCCUGUACUUACACAGGAGCUACAGCGACUUGGCCAAGGUCUUUAAGAGGUUAAUCGAUGCUUUCCCCGAAGAUAAGGCGGAACUCUCCCGGUCCCCUCUCGUCCAAGGAUUAGUGGCAGUGAAGGAAGCCCAUGACAUAGAAGCAAGACUGAAUGAAAUUGAGAAAGUUCUGAAGAUUAUAAUUCACCUGCCCUGUAAAUAUUCCAGGUCAGAAGUUGUACUCACCUUUUUUGAAAGAUCGUCAAUAGACCAAGUAUUAAAAAAUGAUGCCAUCCAAAAAGUUCAGAUGACUUUCCAAAGUCCUGUCAAAAUAUCAGAAAUUAUGCGUUCAAAUGGGUUUUGCUUAGCGAACACGGAAACUAUAGUCUUUGACCACAAUAUUCCAAAUGGCAAAGACCAGCAUAUAGCAGCAGAUUCCACAGAAAACCUAUUUGAAAAUGGAAGUGAGUUUCCUGAAGAAGCCGAGAACAAUGAUCCCAGCGCCUAUGUUACAAACUUAUCAUACUAUCAGCUAGUUCCUUUUGAAACAGAUAUCUUGGAGUGACUCUAGCAUGGGACAUAUUUAAACAGAGGUUCGUUUUUUUUACCCCAAGUCCCAUUCUUUCUACCCACUCGUUUCCACAGCCAAGCCUCAACUGGAGCAUGACUGUUCACCUUGGACACCUUUCAGCUGGCUGCUCCAAUUGAUGAAGGGUAUUUGAACACAAUAACCGUCCUAUUUCAGUCUCUCACUUAAAUGUUUACAGAAGAUGAAACAAGUGACAUGCGAACAGCUGCUUUGACAAUGAAUCCCAUGAACUCUGGCUAAUUCUCAGGAUACCAGAAAUCCACAUAACCAAGUUAACUAUCUCCAAGUGAAGGAGAUAGUUCCUUCAUUUUCAAAAAAAAAAUUAAUAAUCGGGAAGCAAGUAGUCUUAAAAUGGGCCAUCUUGAAAAGGCAAGUCAGACCCUAUCCUAUCAAAGGAGAACUGGUAGAGAAUUGUCCUAAGCCACAAUACAAACUUUUGUGGAUGUGUUUUCCCGUUUGUAUCUGGGAAGGAUUCUAAGUUAGCAGGCAGGCCUGGAACAUCUGCAAGAUUGGUUUCCUUUCCUGAUGGAAAAGUAAAUGAGAAAAAGUAAUUAUCUCAACUCAAGGGUGACUUCAGCAUCUGGAUGGAUCUCUCAUCAUGACCUCUGCCAUUCUGUCAACACACUCUAUUAAAGCUUUUGUUGCAAAGUCAACACAAAAACACCAAUCAGUAUUCACGCAGGCAGCACCAGCAACUAAUAGGAAUCAAGGACUGGAGCUAUUGAUUGUUUUGAUAAGGAACCCCGAGCUAAGAUGCUGUGUCUGCACCAUGCUGCUUCUCCAUGGAGUGCACCAUCACAGGUUCUAUUGUACAAGCGUCUCUUCAACAAAUAUGUACUAACUUACUAUUUUUGGCUUAUGUAAAUAGUAAAUUAUUAAAGUCUAGAUUGUUUUAUACAGUGUAUCUUCAAAUGUAUUUUAUCGGAAGCAGUAUUAAUCAAUUAAAUGGUAUUUUAAUCAGUGUA
This is a messenger RNA of Carcharodon carcharias (great white shark), 2259 nucleotides long. It is a transcript of the gene pxdc1b, whose product is annotated as PX domain containing 1b. The transcript has 5 exons. NCBI's taxonomy places the organism in Eukaryota, Metazoa, Chordata, Chondrichthyes, Lamniformes, Lamnidae. Gene Ontology annotation, molecular function: phosphatidylinositol binding. The record is from RefSeq and is a predicted model, not a curated record. The coding region runs from base 584 to 1270 and encodes 228 amino acids.